This is a messenger RNA of Esox lucius (northern pike), 4179 nucleotides long. It is a transcript of the gene c1galt1lb, whose product is annotated as core 1 synthase, glycoprotein-N-acetylgalactosamine 3-beta-galactosyltransferase, 1b. Gene Ontology annotation, molecular function: N-acetylgalactosaminide beta-1,3-galactosyltransferase activity. The record is from RefSeq and is a predicted model, not a curated record. The transcript has 5 exons. Lineage: Eukaryota; Metazoa; Chordata; Actinopteri; Esociformes; Esocidae. Bases 328 to 1536 code for a protein of 402 amino acids. Gene Ontology annotation, cellular component: membrane.
ACGUGAAUACUAUGAAAGCGACGUUUUCAAUCUUCCCAAAAGUAUCUCUGGUGAUAUCUCUUCGGCAGUACGGGUGAUCUGACUGUUAGUGAUCCCUUUGCUUUGGUCCUUCGCAAUCGUUCCCGGAAGUCUCGCCAUGUUGCGCCUCUAGUAACUAUAUGACCAUUUGGAAUAUCGUAUUUGGUUUGAUGCUGUUUAACUCGUGAGCAAAUGUCACUCAUGACAGGCACCACAAAUUCCCCAGUUUUCAUCUGGACACAGAUGGACUCUUCCGCAAUGGAGUUUAAAUAGUGGGAUUCAGUUAAAGGUACAUCUUUGGAAUUAGACAUGAAGGCGGUGGGCUCGCGAUGCGCCUUCUACAUAGGCUUCCUGGUGGGGUCCUGUACUCUCUACGUGUUCCUGCGUCAGAUGUGGUUCGAGAGGACCUUCCCAACACCCCAGUUUGAAGGCAUGGAGAAGACAGUGACUCAUCUAUUAGAUCUGAAAGCAGACAGCAAGAACUGGAAGAAAGAUAGGUUGGCCCUCUUCAACCUCAAUCACCCCCACCACACAGGUGAGGACAGCCGCAUGGCAGACGAGCUGUACAGGAAGGUGCGUAUCCUGUGCUGGGUGAUGACUGGGCCUAAUAACCUGCAGAAGAAGGCUCGCCACGUGAAAAACACCUGGAGCCGCCACUGUAACGUGGUGGUGUUCAUGAGCUCUGUGGACGACCCUGACUUCCCCACCGUGGGCCUGGGGACCAAGGAAGGCCGUGACCAGCUCUACUGGAAGACCAUACGGGCGUUCCACUAUGCCCUGGAGAAUCAUGGCCACGAGGCCGACUGGUUCCUCAAGGCUGACGAUGACACCUACGUCAUCGUGGACAACCUGCGCUGGCUGUUGGCCAAUCACACGCCCGAAGAGCCAGUCUACUUUGGACGCAGGUUCAAACCCUACACAAAGCAGGGCUACAUGAGUGGCGGGGCCGGCUACGUGCUGAGCAAAGAGGCCCUGAAGAGAUUUGUGGAGGGUUUUAAAACCAAGGUGUGUACCCACACAACCCCAGUGGAGGACCUGGCUAUGGGCCAGUGCAUGGAGAAGGUGGGUGUGGUGGCCGGGGACGCCAGAGACACUGUCUUCAGGGAAACCUUCCACCCUUUUGUCCCCGAGCAGCAUCUCACUGCCAAGUUCCCCAAGAGCUUCUGGUACUGGAGCUACUGCUACUACCCCAUCUCAGAGGGGCCAAACUGCUGCUCGGACCUGUCUGUGUCUUUCCACUAUGUGGAUUCGUCCCUCAUGUAUCUGCUAGAGUAUUACACCUAUCACCUGCGUGCCUUUGGCUACAGGUACCGAUACCAGCCACUGGUCCCCCAGGGCUAUAAGCUGGAAGCCUGGGAUGGGUCACUAGGGGGACAUUACUCCAAAGAGAAGCUGGCCGUCCCGAGGGGGCCAGUGGCGAAGGUGGAGUCUCCGUCCAGGCUGGGCCAGGUACAGGAAGUGAAGCCUCCUGCAGAAGAGAUGGACCUGCCUGCUGUUGCUCAGGCGGACAAACAGUAGCUGUGUGUGUGUGUGUGUGUGUGUGUGUGUGUGUGUCAGCAGUGAUUGUGGGUAUGGUCAUUUCAGAGCUUGCAUGUGUUUACUGUUGUGUGCAAGCACCCACACACACGUUGAUGAGUGAAGAGCAUGUGCAGAAUGCGGUGCCUCCAAAGAAGCAGACAUUUUGGGGGGGGAUUCUGUCAGUGGUGAAGGAUCUGCAAAUCAUUUCUACUGUGACUACAGGACUGGUUGUAGGACAGUGGGUGUGUUCCGUUGUCACUGGUGGCAGCCACAUGCUUUUUAGUCUUUUGUUUGUUAUUGUUCGAUACCACACAGUCUAUGUUCAAAUUUCAAUGGUCAGCAGUUGUAUUUGUGGGUUUAUAUAUUUAACAUAACUGGUAAAUCAUCUAUUUUUAACCAAAUUGUUUGAAUGCCCUCAACAGUUUCCAGACUACUGUCUUAAGACUCAAGAAUUUCAAGAAUGACUUCCAGAGGGUAUUGAUUUGGCAGGGUGACUGUUGGAGGUUCCUUCAGGACUGGUUCCCCUCACUCCUCCACACUGCCAGGUUGAACACUCCUCCUGGCUUUCACUUUGACCAGACUAUUUUAACUGGAUUAAUCAGGAAGGAUUUUGCUGGUGGAUUUAGGCUCUGUUGCCCUUGGUUUCCCAAACCUUUUCUCUGGUCCCCCAGAUGUCCCUAAACUGACACACCUGAAUUAAAUGAGUCAAAUAAUGAUCAAGCCUUUAACUAAUUGAGUCAGGUGUCUGGGAUGGGGCAAGGGAGUGGUUUGAGAAACUUGACUCUGCCCUAAUCAUAACCUUACCUACUAUUGGUUAAAACCCCAUUGUUUCCCAGAUUAAGCCAAGUCCUGGACUCAAAAUCAUAUCUAAUGGAAGAACGUCAUGGACAUACAUUUUUUUAGUACUGGACUAGGCCUAAUCUGUGUCUUGAAAACUACUCCAUAGAAACAGGUGAGAAGCUUCUGUCUGCAAUAGAAGAUUAAGAAGACCAGCCUCUUGAGUAUAAUGCCCCCAUUUCUGUUGAAGAGUUGGAGUGGCACAUUACCUUGUCACCCCCAGUAGCUUGUGCCUUGUGAAUAUGGAUUUUAUGCACCAAGAGACAAAGCCUUUAAUCCUGGGGGACCCGGCUUUGUUCUGUCACCCACGGUUGCUUGUGCCUUGUGAGUCAGAAUUGUAAUGCACAUUCAGCUGCAUGUUUUGAAUCUGCACUGUGACAAAGUGUGAGACUUCUAUUUUCAGAGUGAAUAAAUCUUGUUUAUAUGUUCCAGACAGAUAGGGAAAUCAACUACCUGUGCUUAAUGAGUUAUGUUAUCUUAAACAGCUUUUGCACCAUGUUAGGUUGGAUACAAUGAAGUUUGUUUUAUUCUUGAUUUAAUUUGAUAAAAUCAUAUUUUUAUGAUGGAGGAGAUGGUAUUUUAAAGUAUUUUUAAUGGAGUGGAAUACUUUUAGAAUUUGCUUGUAUUACUUUCAAACCAAACAUGGAUGAUUAAAGUAUUUAGGGAAGUAUUUUAUGGGAAAUUACCAAAUCGGUGGGGAUGUCAUUUAAUGACCGAUCUGUGUUUAUUGUUGAUUCUUCAAUGUAUUAUUAUCAUAUGAAAAUGCACUCUUACUCUUUAACAUUCUUGUUGACCCAUUGAUCACUCCAUAAGCCAGAAAACCGUGCACUGUAUCUUUUAUUUUUGUCUUCCGUUCAGUCUCUCUACCACGUCCUGUGUUUUAUUGAUGUCUGUAUGUUUAGACAUUUACCUUAACACCCACGGUGCUGUAUAUUGGUCUGAGACAUUAGCGUAAAUAAGAGGUUCUGCAUGUACAUCCACAGUAACUUGAACAGUAAAUUGAAUCAACAUGUGAGCAGAAAUAAUUAUUUUAUACCCGUUGGUUGUUUAAACCACCUGUCGUUUAUGCUUUUCGUUCAUUGUACGAGUCACCCAACUGGUUUAUGGGUUUUGCCUGACUUUGAAUGGUUCAUAAAGGCCCUGGAGCUGUAUUCGUUUUGUAUGUUCUUUAUGCCCACAUCCUGGUAGGCUGAGGAACGCGUAACUAGCAGCUAAUGACGUCAGUUAAAAGCUUCUGUUUAGUGGACAUGUGCAGAGCAGGUCCUCUCUUUCAACCAUAAGACAGAGUUAAAGAUGCAGUCCGGGACUUUUGCGAGUUACAAAACAUAUUUUUAAGCCUCCCAUUUUGGGUUGGAUAUAUAAUGUUGUUUAAUAUGUUUAUGUACAUAAUCUGUAAGUAAAGUCAGUAUCAUACUUCAGUUAGCCAUGAAGGUAAAGGUUUGAAAGUGGUUUUAAUGACAACGGGGUACAUUAUUGGCACAUGACAGUACAGUCUUUUGUCCGGCAGUGCCAUUUAUACAAACUGACCAAAAAACUCAGGAAUGCAUCUUUAAGUUUGCUUUAAAUAACUGCCUAUUAACACAUCCAUGGAAUCCUCUUUCUGACGUAGGUCUGUUACAACACCCCAAAUACAACACUCAUUGAUGAUUUAUAGUCCACUGGGAGAGGUUUACAGAACUACUCAUUUUGUCAAUUCAUUUUGGCAGUGUGGUAAAUCUUUUGUGAGGAAGAGAAAAGUUUGUCUUUUGUUUGAAUCAAUUCAAUGGAAGGUAAUUUAACCUGCUUAAUAAAGAAGUAUGUAUUUGA